Triticum aestivum (bread wheat) is the source of this 2429-nucleotide messenger RNA. RefSeq names its product exocyst complex component EXO70A1. Gene Ontology annotation, biological process: exocytosis. The record is from RefSeq and is a predicted model, not a curated record. Gene Ontology annotation, molecular function: phosphatidylinositol-4,5-bisphosphate binding. Lineage: Eukaryota; Viridiplantae; Streptophyta; Magnoliopsida; Poales; Poaceae. Bases 1 to 1902 code for a protein of 633 amino acids. The transcript has 2 exons. Gene Ontology annotation, cellular component: exocyst.
AUGCACGCGCUUCUUGCAACUUACUUCGUCUCGACUCUCAGGCGGAGAUCUGCAACGCUGCCACAGCAAGCACUAACCUGCGACGGGCAACAUGCGUCGCAGCCGCCGGGAACCGACGACUCCAUUGCCGACCUCGGCCUCCGGAGGCUGGAGGCCGCCGAUGAGGCCGUAAGGAGGUGGGCAUCUCGGGGCGCGGCCGUCGAGGACAGCGACGGCGUCGUCUCCUACUCGGCUGGUCUUGUGGCGGCGGUCAAGGACCUCAUCUCCCUCCGCUCAGGUGGUGGCGGCCUCUACGAAAUCGCCUUACAGGUUGCCAUGGUACACCUUGAGGAUGACUUCCGCCAAGUUCUUACUUCAGGCACAUAUUUAUACCCCCCUAACAGUCUCCAAGAAUCACUGCACGACUGCAUUGCCCCCUUUAUGCGAUCCUUCUCAUUUUCAUCAAUCCCCAACUUGGAAGAUCUCAGCUUCUCAUCAUUUUCCACAAGUCCUAGUGGUGAGAGCCGAAGUUAUGGUACUGGAUAUAGCAGCGGUCCUGUGUGCAUGGAGAAAGUACACAUGUAUCUGAUUGACCCUGAAGCUUCGAUCUAUCUAAAGGAGAUUGCUGAGCUUAUGAUACUUGCUGGCCAUGCACCAAACAUGUGUCGUGAUUACGGAGAAACACGCCACAACAUGUUAAUGCAAUGCCUUUCUCUGCUCGGUGUUCAGAUUGAGCAAAAAAGCCACAACAACCAAGCAGAAGCAACUGCCAAUGGCGCAUGCAGCAUGCAGCUAUAUGAGAAGAAUCAGAAAAUGUGGAUCCAAGCACUCAGAGUCGUUGUCAGCAUAGUCCUCCCUGAAGAACGCGACGCUUGCGCUCAGAUUUUCGGGUGUGAUCGUAAGGUGGAGGAGGAUUGUUUUGCCAGAGCCACCACAGGGUGUACUGGACAAUUGCUCGCAGUUGGAAGUAUGAUGACCAAUGUCAAAGUGAAUGACCAGCAAUAUCAUAAAGUACCCCUGCUUCUACAGAUGCAUGAGGAAUUGGUAAAGCUUCAACCAAGUAUAAAUGUCCUCAUGUCUGGUGAUGCCAAGGGUGUGAUUAGUGAGCAGGCCAGUUUGCUUCUAGAUAAGCUUGGGGAAGAAGCAUCAAGUCUCCUUCUGGAGUUCCUGAAUGUAUAUUCUAACCUUAAACCAUGCCAACAUAAAGUACUUGAUGGAGAUAUCCUGCCAUUGACACGCCAUGUCAUCAUUUUUAUUGAACUACUUGUUGAGUACAAUGACACGAUCAAUCAUAUAUUACCCCGUGUGGAGGACGACGAUGAGGGGAAGGGGAAGGAGCAGAGCACAAAGAGAACUAAGAGUCGCUGGGAACGUUAUGUGCUCAUGUUGCUCGCUCGUUUGCAGCUGAAGGUUGAGGAGAAUGCUGAGUCUUACGAGGACGAGCGCAUGAGGUACAUUUUCCUGAUGAAUAAUGCAAUGCAUGUGGUUAAAGGCUCAGGGUCUCCCGAUCUGAGUAUGUCCAUGGGGAACGACAACCACCAACAGCUUGUCAUACGGGUGGAACAGUAUGCGACAGCUUACCUUCGAGCAUCAUGGACUGAAGCUCUGCUUCAGUUGAGUGAUCACGGUGUGAGUAAAUAUUCUGUGAAUUUCGGUCCAGGAUCUGUCUCUCAAUGGAUGAGAAAAAGCAUGAAGAAUUUCAAUUCGGCAUUCGGAGAAAUAAGCAGGGUCCAAACGACAUGGAAAGUGCCCAACCCUCAACUUAGACAACACUUACGGUUAAUUAUAUUGCAGCAAGUUCUUAACGCUUAUCGCACACUUUUAGGAAGGUAUGACUGCUGUCUGGGAAAAAAUCCAAGCAAGUACAUAAAGUACACUCCUGACGACAUAGAGAAUCAUGUUUUGGACCUGUUCGAAGGUUAACAAGGAUCAGCGGUAAGUAGUAGACACACAAAUGGAGGUGGAUGAUAAUCAUACGUAGCAGAGUAUGGCCUAUUCAGCCUAUUAAUCAUGUACUAGUGUACAUGUACAUCUGUAAUAUAUUUUGUGCUUAUAUAUUGAUCAAUGAUUCAGAUUUCAGAGAAGUAGACACGGACAACUGCCUAUACUGGUGUGGUGUCUACAUAUUGCACCGACACAUCAUGAGGAUCAAAAUUUUGUUGUACAAACCCUGUUGUGUUGAUAUUGGCCAAUAGCCGAACUUGCGAAUAAAGUACUCCACAUAUCUCUCCCUUCUCGCCCCGCCAUCUCACUUUUGCUCUUUUAUAAUUGGAUCUCUCAUGUGUUGGAUUUCUGGUUUCCUGAGUUCAGAUAGGUUACAUAGUACUCCCUCCGUUCGGAAUUACUUGUCGCAAAAAUGGAUGUAUCUAGACGUAUUUUAGUUCUAGAUACAUCCAUUUCCAAGACAAGUAAUUCCGGACGAAGGGAGUACAUGAUUGCAUUAUUUGGGU